GCCUUGCCCACUUUGCAUUUUUUCUCAGCCUCUCCUUCCCACUUCGUCUUUGUCCAAUUUGUACCCAAGAUACUUCUUACUCAAUACUUCUCACGUUUCAUACGUUUUAUUCCACACAUUAAGUCUGCUUGCAGCGAAUAGGUCACAAUGGUCAACUAUCAUGAGAACGUAUAUGUGCGCCGUGGGGUGGAUGGCCAUCAUCAGAGUGGUUCAACUGCUUCUCGCGUGUCUCGUGCUGAUUCUCACAGCAUACUCGUCAGCUACGUUCGGGGGUUCAGGCACAAAUGGGGAUCUCGUUAUCCAGAUCUUGUUCCCGGGUUACAAUAUGAGCUUCUUUACUUUCGCAUGGACUGUUUUAUUCCUACUCUAUAUCUUCCUGAUACCACUUGUCUUCCCCAAGUUUUACCUUUCCUACGCCCACCUUGGCCUGGAAUUCUUGACCGUUAUCUUCUGGCUUACUACGUUCGCCCUUCUUGCCGAUGAGGGCAAAUGGUGGGUCGUGGAACAGGAUUCCUUAGAGGCCAUCAAAGACGAAUUCAGUGGUUUCAGUAGUGGCAACAACGGAGAAGUCAACAAACUUUUGUCUGCUUGCAAAGCAUCAAGGGCUGCUAUCGGUAUAGCUGCUAUUGUUUGGCUGCUAUUCAUGGUCACGUUCGGUUUUGUUGUUUACUACUGGAACAAACAUCGUGAAGAGCACAGCGAAACUGGACUAUCCUCCACUCACCGUAGAGGGAUCACUGGUGACAUCGAGGCUGCGCAGGUAGAGAAGACGCAGGCUUCGGUCGAAUUACACAAUAUCCAGGGGCAGCCGCAGCAUCCAACUCCUGUUGCUUAA
Molecule: messenger RNA, 835 nt
Organism: Hyaloscypha bicolor E
Lineage: Eukaryota; Fungi; Ascomycota; Leotiomycetes; Helotiales; Hyaloscyphaceae
Exons: 6
Coding region: 161-835 (224 amino acids)
Cellular component (GO): membrane
Source: RefSeq, a predicted model, not a curated record